CGUCAGAAAGCAGCUCGGGAAGAGCUACUACUAAAUUUGAAAAUGUUCAUUUUUCCGGCCUGUCUUGUAAAUGUGUCUCUACCUCUAGCGUUCUUGUCUUGCACGAAAGAGCAGUUCCGCUUUCUAUUGCGCACUCAAGCCAAGGAGCUAAAUAAGGGAAGACCACAGCGGAAACUAGCAGAUGGGUGGGUAGACAAGGCAGUCAAAGUAGGACUCGCUUGUUUCGUCCGUUCGGCUCGUACAGUUCUUGCUUUCAAGGCUCAGGUGGGCCGCUUAGACCGGGUAUUCCGACAACAGAAGAAUUGCCAACAAAAGAAGAAGCAGAUAAGAGAGCAAGAUUCGUUCAAAGGGAAGAGCUUCUUCUCUCCGUCUGGGGUUCUGGCUGAGGCCUUAGUCGGGCAAAUUUCCAGAGGGAUUAGGCGAGGACUGUCACGUAUCGAAGGGGAAGAGAGCAUAGCAAUAGGACUAAGAGAAGGCCAAUCCCCUGCUGUUGGAAGGUUUGCGGGAAGAAUUGGACAAGAUGUGAAAGUUACUCUUCGAGAAUGCCUUACUUCAUCCGCAGCAAGAGAAGUUGCUCUUUUCGUCUUAUCCGCUGUUCUCUUAUUCUUAGACUAG
This is a messenger RNA of Dovyalis caffra, 615 nucleotides long. The record is from the annotation of a GenBank genome assembly. NCBI's taxonomy places the organism in Eukaryota, Viridiplantae, Streptophyta, Magnoliopsida, Malpighiales, Salicaceae.